Molecule: messenger RNA, 2037 nt
Organism: Nicotiana attenuata
Lineage: Eukaryota; Viridiplantae; Streptophyta; Magnoliopsida; Solanales; Solanaceae
Exons: 5
Coding region: 1-2037 (678 amino acids)
Molecular function (GO): zinc ion binding
Source: RefSeq, a predicted model, not a curated record
AUGGCAAGUUUAACAGUUUUGUUACGUCAUUCUGGCAAGUGGAACGAUAAGGGCAAUUAUAUCGAUUUUGCAAUUGAGGGAAUACUGAUUAAGGAGUAUGCCUCCUUUAAUGAUCUAGUUGCUUCAAUUUCUAAUCAACUGGGUAUAGAUUUGAGCUCAAAGACCAUUAAAAUACAAUACAAAGUAGAAGGAAAUUGCACGCCAAUGAAAAUACACAAUGAUAUGGGUUACAGAGUGUAUGUAGAAUUGAAAAAAGAGAACAGAGAAUUUGGGAUGUAUCCUUUGUGCGUAACUACUAUCGAAAAAGAGCUUAUAGACGGAGCAGUUCAAAGGUACGAUUCCGAUACUGAUAAUACACUGGCUAUAGAAUUUGUCAAUUCAGGAGAAGCGAUUGGAGUGUUCGAACUCCACAAUGAUUUGAUAAUUUCAAAAACCAAUCAAAAGGAGGUUAUGGCCGGACAAGUUUAUAAGGAUAAGGCUACAUUGAAAGAGGUGAUGGAGAAUUAUGCUAUAGCUCAAAGGUUUCAAUUCCGGGUUGAUCGGUCUAAUGCUGUCAGCUAUGCAUUAUUAUGUAUUUCAGAAGAUUGUGAAUGGAGGUUUAAGGCUUCAAGCAUUAACAGAUCAGAACUAUUCAAGGUGAGAGAAUUCAAUGACAACCAUACAUGUCCGCUGAAGGAUAAGGUGUACGAGCAGCGGCAGGCUAGUAGCAGCCUUAUAGGUGGUAUUAUAAGGCCAAAGCUUACAAACCAUAAGAGGAAAUACACUCCGAGGGACAUUAUUGAUGAUGUGAAAUCAGAUUUAGGUGUAGAUGUUAGCUACAUAUUGGCGUGGAGGGCUAAAGAAAAGGCAAUGAAUUUUCUUAGAGGUGAACCGGCUGAUUCAUACAAAAAAUUACCAGGGUACUUAUAUACAAUGGAUAUGACAUAUCCAGGUUCCCACAUCAGAAUGGUAAAAUCGCCAAAGAAUGAAUUCAUGUACGUGUAUAUAUCAUUGUAUGCCUUUAUAAGGGGGUUUGAUCAUUGUAGACCAAUUGUUGUUGUGGAUGGAAGUCACCUAAAAUCUUACUACACCGGGACAUUCGUUUCGGCAAGCACGUUGGAUGGUGCAGGUCAUAUAUUGCCACUAGCAUAUGGUGUUAUUGAUUCAGAGAACGAUGCUGCUUGGACGUGGUUCUUUGAGCAAUUCAAGAUAGCAUACGGUAAAUUCAAAAAGAGCCAUGCCAAGUUGAGCGAGAUAUACUUUUCGAUGGCAAAAGCAUACACAGAAGCUGAAUUUGACAGUCUAAUGGAGAAGGUCGAGAAGGUAGAUAUUAGGGUGAAAGAAUACUUAGAGUUAGCUGGUUACGAAAAGUGGGCUAGGUUGUAUGCACCUGUUAACAGGGGAUGGACAAUGACGUCAAAUAUUGCUGAGUCAAUCAAUGCCGCACUAGUUUCAGCAAGGGAAUUGCCAAUAUACGACUUCCUCGAAGAAGUUAGGAAGAUGUUUGGACGUUGGAAUUGUAGUAACUGCAAAGAAGCUACACAGAUAUACAAGACGCUUGGGAAAAAAUACCAGGAGAUGCUGGAGUUGAAUGAGAGAAUGUGUACACGUAUGACUGUGGUACCGUCAAAUGAAUACUUACAUACGGUUAACGAUGGUGGGAGGAAUUACACAGUCUGCCUGUUAGAGAGAAAAUGUGUUUGUGGGAGGUUCCAAACUGAUGAAUUGCCAUGCCCACAUGCUUGGGCUGUAUUGAAGAGCAAGUUUCUAAUGCCGGAUGAAUAUUGCUCUAACUACUACAAACCAAGUACAAUUGUAAUGACAUACGAUGUGCCAGUGUACCCGCUACCGGACAAAAAUAAUUGGAAUAUACCAGAACAUGUAGCAGAGGAGGUUGUACUACCACCCAAAUGGAAAAGACCUCCUGGAAGGCCAAAGAAGAAGCGCGAUAAAACUUUAAGUGAACUGCUGCAGCCGAAAAACCAACAUUCAUGUAGCAUAUGUGGGCAGGGAGGACAUAACAAGCGAACGUGUAGAAAUGCUCCACGUAAUAAAUAG